Tyto alba (common barn owl) is the source of this 1419-nucleotide messenger RNA. It is a transcript of the gene MVD, whose product is annotated as mevalonate diphosphate decarboxylase. NCBI's taxonomy places the organism in Eukaryota, Metazoa, Chordata, Aves, Strigiformes, Tytonidae. The record is from RefSeq and is a predicted model, not a curated record. Gene Ontology annotation, cellular component: cytosol. Gene Ontology annotation, biological process: isopentenyl diphosphate biosynthetic process, mevalonate pathway; isoprenoid biosynthetic process. The coding region runs from base 27 to 1232 and encodes 401 amino acids. The transcript has 10 exons. Gene Ontology annotation, molecular function: ATP binding; diphosphomevalonate decarboxylase activity.
GGCCGCCCGCACCUUGUCUGGGCGCGAUGGCGGAGGAGCGGGCGCUCGCCAUGGUCACCUGCACGGCCCCUGUCAACAUCGCCGUCAUCAAAUACUGGGGCAAGCGAGACAACGACCUGAUCCUGCCCAUCAACUCCUCCCUGAGCGUGACGCUGCACCAGGACCAGCUGAAGACCACCACCACGGCCGCCGCCAGCCGGGAUUUCACAGAAGACCGGCUGUGGCUGAACGGGGAGGAGGCCGACGUGGGGCACCCCCGGUUGCAGUCCUGCCUACGAGAGGUGCGGCGCCUGGCCCGUAAGCGCCGUGGUGACAGCGCCGAGGACGCGGCCCCCCCGCUCAGCCUCUCCUACAAAAUCCACGUCGCCACCGAGAACAACUUCCCCACCGCCGCCGGGUUGGCAUCCUCCGCCGCCGGCUACGCCUGCCUGGUGUCGGCGCUGGCGCGGCUGUACGGCGUGGAGGGCGAGCUGUCGGAGGUGGCGCGGCGCGGCUCGGGCAGCGCCUGCCGCAGCAUGGCGGGGGGCUUCGUGCAGUGGGAGAGGGGCGAGCGGCCCGACGGCAGGGACAGCCUCGCCCACCAAAUCGCCCCCGAGACGCACUGGCCGGAGCUGAGGGUCCUCAUCCUGGUGGUCAGUGGGGAGAAGAAGCAGGUGGGCAGCACGGUGGGGAUGCAGAGCAGCGUGGACACCAGCCCCUUGCUGAAGCACCGGGCCGAGGCGGUGGUGCCGGCUCGCCUGGCGCUGAUGGCGCGGCACAUCCGCGAGCGGGACUUCGAGGCCUUCGGGCAGCUCACCAUGCGGGACAGCAACCAGUUCCACGCCACCUGCCUCGACACCUUCCCCCCCAUCUUCUACCUCAACGACCUCUCGCGGCACAUCAUCGCCCUGGCACACCGCUUCAACGCCCACCACGGGCGCACCAAGGUAGCCUACACCUUCGACGCCGGCCCCAACGCCGUCAUCUUCACGCUGGCCGACACCGUGGCCGAGUUUGUGGAGGUGGUGAGACGCAGCUUCCCCCCCGCUGCCAACGGGGACCAGUUCGUGCGGGGGCUGCCCGUCGGCUCGGCCUCGCUGCCGGAGGAGCUGGUCGCGGCCGUGGUGCCGGAGCCAGUGCCGGGGGCCGUCCGGUACAUCCUGCACACCAAGCCCGGCCCCGGUCCCCAACUCGUGGAUGACCCCAACCAGCACCUACUGGGAGAGGACGGGCUGCCCCGCCGCUGCGCCUGAGCCCCGGUGACACUGCCGGGGGGUGGGGGGGCUCUGCCGGUGACACCCCGGGGGGGACUCCUGGGGCUGAGUCCAGCCCGGUGCAAAGCUGUCCCCAGCCCCAAGGGCAAGAUGUGACACAUACACACACCCCCCCUGGGUCUGGUUUUUAUUUUUUUGUAAGGAAAUAGAGGGGUUCUGGCUGCAA